Messenger RNA from Tricharina praecox, 4361 nucleotides. RefSeq lists its product as uncharacterized. Gene Ontology annotation, molecular function: ATP binding; P-type ion transporter activity; ATPase-coupled monoatomic cation transmembrane transporter activity. Gene Ontology annotation, biological process: intracellular calcium ion homeostasis. The record is from RefSeq and is a predicted model, not a curated record. Gene Ontology annotation, cellular component: membrane. The coding region runs from base 174 to 4154 and encodes 1326 amino acids. The transcript has 12 exons. NCBI's taxonomy places the organism in Eukaryota, Fungi, Ascomycota, Pezizomycetes, Pezizales, Pyronemataceae.
UCCAUCCUUGGACGCGAAGGAUGCACUCAUAAAGUUAUCGUUUGUAGCAUCAACCACACCCCACACACCUCCCACAAGGACGGAAAGCUCGUCGACAAACAAAUAACUGCGGUAUCUGGUUCUAAAGAACCUUCUCCAACCGUCACUCAUCACAUAUCGAACGUUCCUCAACUAUGCCGGAGGAUGUCAACGAUAUGCAUUCGUCGCGGGAUCCCAGGCCGAAUCGCGGCCGGCGCGACUCGAUUAUUAGCAUUUCGAGUUUUUACAGCGAUGUGGAAAUGGCACAGGAUGAGAUCUUUGCAGGACCAACGUCGGAAAGUCUUCCCACGAGUGCGGCUUCGUUUCAGCAUCGACGGCGGCCGCGGACAGACUCAGUUACUAGUUGGUCGUUCUAUCAGAGGGAAGACGAACAAGAGCGUAUGAUUGGAAGCGGCGACGAUGAGGCACUAGAGGAGUCGGAUUUCGAUAUCGAGGAGGAGAGUUACAAUCGCAGGGACAGUCUUUCGAUCCGGCGGGAUAGUCAGUCAAUACGACGGCACAGCCUCUCGCUGCGCCGGAAAUCGUCAGCGCAGGAUGCACGGGUGUCGGAUCCGUUGAUACGGCAUAGGGAUAGGGAACCAGGCUCGAACCGACAACCGCACAGGACAAGUCAGACCAUCUACAUUGCCUCCGAGGACCUCACUAUUGCUGUGACUGGAUUCGCCACCAGCAAGAUUGGGUACACGAUCUAUCUUGCUACAUCGUGGUUAACAUUGGGAGUUGCGUGGCUGGUUUUCCGGUGGUUUCCCCGGGCGCACGUCAGGCUCAUUGGCAAGACAUCGCCUCUCGGUGAUUGUGACUGGGUGGUGAUCGAGAACCAAUGGAACGAAUUCUCGUCGUACAAUGUCAAACGACGCGAAUACGGACAGACAUUGUCAACCAUCUUCGGACAAGGCAAAGAAAAGUCCAUCAGCGUCCAUGCAUCGGACGACUACGACGACGAUGACCCAAUUGUACAGCAACUGCAGUACCUAGAUUAUCGCUACAUAAGAUUCUGCUACCACCCUCUGCAGGAUAGAUUUAUGCUCAAUAACCACUGGCGAGACCCUUCGUGGGAUGACGUACGGUCACUGAGGAUGGGUCUCGACGGAGACGAGAAGGGCUAUAGACAAACCGUUUUUGGAGAUAAUGUGAUGGACAUUGAAGAGAAAACUACCAUGCAGAUCCUGGUUGAUGAGGCUUUCCAUCCAUUCUACGUAUUUCAGAUUGCAAGUCUUGUACUUUGGUCCCUCGACGAAUAUUACUACUACGCCGUGUGCAUCUUCCUCAUUUCGCUGUUUAGUAUCAUGAGUACCCUGCUCGAAACAAAAUCGACGAUGCGUCGUCUGAGAGAAGUCUCCCGAUUCGUCUGCAACGUUCGAGUUCUGAGGAACGGCUUCUGGCGUUACAUCGCAUCUUCCGAUCUCAUCCCAGGCGAUGUCUACGAAAUCACGGAUGGGGAACUGUCUUUAUUCCCUUGCGAUAGUCUUCUCCUUACCGGAGAUUGUAUCGUUAACGAGAGCAUGCUGACUGGCGAAUCGGUACCGGUUUCCAAACUACCCUGCAACAAUGAAGCCCUUCACCUGCUUGACCUCGGCGCGGCUUCCGUACACCCAGCAGUGGCCAAAUCGUUCCUAUUCUGCGGAACCAAGAUCAUUCGAGCCCGCAAGCCCCAAGAUGGGAUCGAAGAGGAGGCUGUUGCCUUGGCCAUGGUCGUUCGCACGGGAUUCAACACCACCAAAGGUGCUCUGGUUCGGUCAAUGCUGUUCCCCAAACCCACAGGCUUCAAGUUCUACCGUGAUUCUUUCAAGUAUAUCGCCGUAAUGGGUGCGAUUGCUGGUCUUGGAUUCAUUGUCUCUUUCGUCAACUUUAUCCGGCUAGGCCUAGAGUGGCACCUUAUCAUUAUCAGAGCAUUAGAUCUGAUCACCAUCGUCGUCCCUCCAGCUUUGCCUGCGACAUUGACGAUUGGUACCAACUUUGCUCUCUCACGCCUGAAGAAGAGUAGCAUCUUCUGCAUCAGUCCGCAGAGGGUCAAUAUCGGCGGAAAGCUCGACGUGGUCUGUUUUGACAAAACCGGUACUCUUACUGAGGAUGGAUUGGACGUACUUGGUGUUCACUCUGUGACCUCGUAUCCGCACAAAUUUUCCGAGCUCAUCGAGACCUCUCGUGCGUUACUGAAGGCCGACACCCAAGGCUCAAAAACCGAUCAAUCACCGUUUAUAUCACUUUUCAACACCAUGGCAACGUGUCAUUCCCUAAGGCUUGUGGACGACGAGUUGAUUGGCGAUCCGCUAGACCUGAAGAUGUUUGAGUUCACGGAUUGGGUCUUUCAAGAGGGCGAAGGUGGGAAUACGAACAGCGGCAACAUUCAUGAUCCACGGAACGCGGAGAAUGGUCCCAGUAGUGGGCUGUCGCCAUCUGUUGUCCGUCCGCGUCAGAGUCACACGGCUUCCAACCUUAACCCCACUCAGGAACUAGGGAUAUUGAAGAUCUUCGAGUUCGUUUCACAACUCAGACGGUCCAGCGUUAUUGUCAAACGAUUCCGUGCCUCGGGCGGUGACAUCUACGUCAAAGGAGCGCCGGAAUGCAUGCGCGAGAUCUGUAACUCACUGAGUUUUCCCCCGGACUACGACACCAUUCUUGAGCAUUACACUCGCAGCGGAUACCGAGUGAUUGCCUGCGCAACGAAGCACAUUCCCAACCUGACCUGGAUCAAAGCUCAAAAGAUGAAGCGUGAAGACGCCGAGUCUGGCCUCGAUUUUGCUGGGUUCAUUGUUUUCGAAAACAAGCUCAAGGACUCGACAACUCCCGUGAUUGAGGAGCUAAGAAAGGCCGCCAUCCGCACCGUCAUGUGCACCGGAGAUAAUAUACUCACGGCCAUCAGUGUGGCCCAGAAGUGCAAGCUGAUUGAUGACUGCCUGGUCUUUGUGCCGCAUUUUGGAGAGGGCAAUUCGCAAAGCGAGGAUGCAAGGAUACAUUGGGAAACUAUCGAUGGUACUCCAGUCUUCCUCGAUGAUGUUACGCUUCUGCCGUUGCCUGGAGCCGAUAUUGCUGGACCAUACAGCACAUAUAAUCUGCACAACUACUGCAUGGCUGUUACCGGUGAAGCUUUCAGAUGGAUCAUUGACUAUGCCUCCGAGGAUUAUAUCAACCGGAUGCUGGUCCGUUCGCAAGUCUUCGCCCGAAUGUCACCCGACGAAAAGCACGAACUCGUCGAAAAGCUUCAAGCCCUCGACUACUGCGUCGGUUUCUGUGGCGAUGGAGCAAACGACUGUGGAGCCCUUAAAGCCGCAGACGUAGGCAUAUCUCUGUCAGAAGCUGAAGCAUCAGUCGCUGCACCAUUCACCAGCAGGAUCUUUGAUAUCUCGUGUGUUCCACAAGUCAUCCGAGAGGGACGUGCAGCAUUGGUCACCAGCUUCAGUUGCUUCAAGUAUAUGAGUUUGUACUCUGCUAUCCAGUUUACGUCCGUCAGCAUACUAUAUAAAUCCGGAUCCAAUCUGGGUGAUUUCCAGUUCUUAUUCAUCGACCUUCUGUUGAUCCUGCCCAUUGCGGUAUUCAUGGGAUGGAGUGGUCCAUACCCUACUCUGAGCCCCAAACGGCCCACCGCCAGCCUCGUCUCCCGUAAAGUCCUCACGCCCCUUCUCGGGCAGAUUUUCAUCGCCUUCGUCCUACAGUUUGCGUGCUACAAGGCCGCCGAAGUCCAGAGCUGGUACAUCCCGCCAAUUCUGAGCCACGAGAAGGCCAACAUUCCGAACUCCGCCAACACAACACUGUUCCUGGUUUCUUGCUACCAGUACAUCUUUGCGGCCGUGAUACUUAGUGUUGGGCCACCAUACAGGUUGCCGAUACGUUACAACGUCCCCUUCGUAGCAACAACCCUCCUCGGCAUCGCCAUAUCCUCAUACAUGCUGUUCUUCUGUCCCCAGUGGCUCUCAGACCUAAUGCAACUCACGAAGAUGCCGGUAGACUUCAAGUUUGUACUCGUGGCGGCAGCGGUUGUUGGCUUUGCCGUGUCGAUGGCCGGAGAACAACAGUUGUUCCCGUGGCUCUCGAGACUCUUGGGACCGAAGAAGGGCGGUGAGGGCGGGAAAAAGAGGAAGGCUUAUAAGAUUAUGAAUGAGAAGAUGCGGUUCUAGGGGGGAGGGGAUGGAGGGGAGGAGGAAGAAAAAGUAGAUUAGAAGUGUACUAUACCAUAUCCAAACGGUGGAGGAGAGGAGUGGAUUGUUUUCUGUUCUGUUUAUCACGAUUUCGUUUACACGGCAAUUCAGAGAUUCCCGAACCUUAUCCGCAUGCCAUCUUUGUGCGUCAAUGCGAAAACGUAGCUCAGGCACUCUCGAGAGACA